GCAUGCGUCUCUGCUUUUACUCCGUAACAGUUCUACUAAUCAUAGGAAUCGACUCGGAUCCAACAAUUCACGAUAUUGCUAAUGAUUCCGCUAACAUUGUCACCAAGAUUCUCGGUUCUUUUCAGGGUACGAGUUCAAUGAACCUGACGAAACUGUUCACUUCAUUUGAUAUGCCAUCUUGCCUCCGACGGUGUAUGCCUGCUUUGGACAACAUCGGUGCACUUUUCGAUGCCGCUAAGAACCCGGAAACGAUGAAGGCAAUGUGUCGCGAUAUGACCGAAGCAUCGAAAUGUGCCACUGCCGCUGGAUGUGAUAAAAUAUUCAUUGGAGCAAUUUCGAACGCUUUCCAGUUUGUCUGUAUGGAUAAUUUGGAAAAAGUAUCUAGUCAAAUCGCUUGCAUUCAAGAAAAUGCUGGCGAUCUUCAACAAGAAUGCGAGUCAGAGUGCGCUGUUCAAGCUGAUGUUCUCGAUAAUGCUGUAAAAAACACUGCAAAUCAAUUGUUUAACAUGGAGAAAAUAUGCAAUUCGACUACAUGUAUUGCCAACUGUUACCAAGACAAUAUUCAUAAGUUUUGUGACAUUGGAGAAGAUAAUCUUCUCGAUACGAUAUUUUCACAAUUCGAGGCGCUACAGGAGCAACCAGGCAUUCUCGGUUACGUUAAAAAAGUAGAGAACAACAAUAAAACUGGAAUCUCAAAACUUUUUGGAUUAAUGUUACCUGACGGAUGCAAUGACAAGAAAAUGCAGUUCAAAAUCCCCAAGAAAAUUUCUCUCGAUAAACCGAAGUCCGUUGGUUCGCCUUCGAAUGCACACAAUGAGAUUCCAAGUCAGAAAAACUCACCAAAGUCAGCUGUGAAGAAUGAAACAGACACAGAAGAUGCUCUGAUGGCGAAGUCGGGAAACCUCUCAACUGCAGCUGUGAUGUUCAAAAAUAAAGUACACACUUUGCAGUGCCAAUUUCUCGAUUCUCAUGGAAAUCCUCAGAAUACCCCUGAUUUUGAGACGCUCUCCAAGAUUUUAUCUGAACAUUUUGACAAAAAGGAGCUGACAACGACUUCCAAACCCGAUGCUAAAAUCCCGGAGAGCAAAACUCGUGCAUGCCGAGAAGCGGAAUCUAAUGAUCCACAAUCGAGAAAUUCUGGAGCAACAGCUAUUAUUUCCACUGUUUCCUGCCUUGUUGCUUUGAACAUGUUUUGAAUAGAUUUUGUAUUAUAUUGCCCGUAUAAGCUGAUUGUAAAUAUAUAUUGUUUUCAAAUUGAUAAAACUUGAAGAUUGUG
Messenger RNA from Caenorhabditis elegans, 1276 nucleotides. RefSeq names its product Chondroitin proteoglycan 4 domain-containing protein (gene gldi-5). The record is from RefSeq and is marked reviewed. The transcript has 4 exons. Lineage: Eukaryota; Metazoa; Nematoda; Chromadorea; Rhabditida; Rhabditidae. Bases 3 to 1196 code for a protein of 397 amino acids.